AUGGCGAACGGAUCCGACGUCGUGCCGCAAUCGGCCCCGGGGAAGAAGGGUAAACAGAGAAAGGUGGUCGAUAACAAUGAUACGACACGACUCCUCCAAGCCCGUAUCUCCCAGCUGGAGCAAGACGCCGCCGGAGAGAAAGACCAGGAAGCCGAAAUUGAGAGAGAGGUCAAGCGAGCCAAUCGAGAUCUAAUGCAGCAGAUGGCCAAGAUCCAGGACCCUGGCGACAAAAUCGACUUUCUACUGCGCAAGUCGAGCGAGCUGCUGGCUGAUAUGCGCCGGAUGGAGCGCGAGAACCAGAAGAACAAGAAGCGUGGCGACACCCUUCAGAAGGAGAAGGACGCCAACCGUACCGAGCUCAGCAAAACUGUCACUUUGAAGGAGAAGCUGGAAAAGCUCUGCCGUGAACUGCAGAGGGAUAACAACAAGCUCAAGGCCGCGGGUAUUGACAAGCCGAAUUUGCAGAACGAGAACAAGACCCUGAGCGAUACGUUGAAGCACAGUGACGCAGCUUGGGACGAUAAACUUGCCACGGUCCUGGCGAAGCUCGACGGCUACCAAGACGUCAAGGACAACCCUGGACGAGCCUCCGUUGAUACCGAACUGGACGAGCUGUUCCGCGUGCGCUUUAAGACGUUUAUCGAGCAGUACGAUCUUCGAGAUCUCCACUACCAGGCCGGAAUGCGCAGCAAAGAGCUCGAGGUACAAUACCACAUGAGCAGGUAUGAGAGGGAAAGGAAGCGCUCCGAGGCCGAAGUCGUUAAGUCGCGACACCUAGAGUCGCAAGUGCAGACCUUUGCGAAGACUGAGGCCGACCUGAGAAGCCAACUUAACGUCUAUGUUGAUAAGUUCAAGCAGGUCGAGGAUACCCUUAAUAACAGCAACGACCUGUUCCUCUCCUUCCGCAAAGAGAUGGAAGACAUGUCUAAGAAGACCAAGCGCCUCGAAAAGGAAAACGAGACGUUUAAGCGCAAGCACGAUGCCACGAAUGCUAACAUCUUCCGCAUGGCCGAGGAGCGCGAAGACCUCAAGAAGCGCCAAGAGGCCGCCGAGAAGAAAUGCGAUAAGCUCAUGAGCAUCAUCCGCAACAUGCAGCAGCAGGGCCGUAAGAUCCCCCCUGGCGCCCAUGAAGCUCUCGAGAGCUAUUCAUCGUCCGGCGGUAACGGCGAGAGCGAGUACUCGAAUGAGGACGACCCCGAGGACGAGGAGGACGAGGAAGACGAAGAUGAUGAGGAGGAGGAGAGCGAAGAGUAUGAGGAUGACGAAAGCGAGGAGGACAAGCCUCUCACAAACACCACGGGUCAACAAAACAUCCCCGCUGUCAAGGCCGCCCCCAGACCUUUUGGACCUGAGAGGCCUCCUCAUCAGCAGGCGCAGAAGAAUCAGCAGUUGGCUCACGCUCAGACGGUUAUCAACGGCCAUUAA
Scedosporium apiospermum is the source of this 1425-nucleotide messenger RNA. RefSeq names its product putative muscle-derived protein (Neurite-outgrowth-promoting). Gene Ontology annotation, molecular function: syntaxin binding. Bases 1 to 1425 code for a protein of 474 amino acids. NCBI's taxonomy places the organism in Eukaryota, Fungi, Ascomycota, Sordariomycetes, Microascales, Microascaceae. The record is from RefSeq and is a predicted model, not a curated record. The transcript has 5 exons.